AUGGGUAACCAGCAGUCCAACAUCAGUGGAGGCCCCGGGGGCGAUGGAAGAGAUGACAAGGACAAGAAGGUAAUGCCAAACGAUUGUGAUCAUUAUCACCUCGAGCCCUGUUCGCUGACCAACUUCCUCGUGCAGAAGGACAAGCCCAAGUACGAGCCGCCUCCACCACCGACCACUCGCAUCGGUCGCAAGAAGCGCAGAGCUGCCGGUCCCAGCACUGCGGCCAAGCUCCCCGAUAUCUACCCCACGUCACGAUGCAAGCUACGAUAUCUCCGAAUGCAACGAGUCCAUGACCACCUAUUGCUGGAAGAGGAGUACGUGGAGAACAUGGAACGCCUGCGUAAGACCAAGGCGCAGGCGACGCAGGAUGCCAACCGCGGCGACUUCGAUAUCAUGGACCGGAACGCCGAUGAGAGAGGCCGAGUCGAUGACAUGCGAGGCAGCCCCAUGGGCGUGGGCAACCUGGAAGAGCUGAUUGACGAUGACCACGCCAUCGUCUCGAGUGCCACGGGCCCCGAGUACUACGUGUCUAUUAUGUCUUUCGUCGACAAGGAUCUGCUCGAGCCUGGCGCCAGCAUUCUCUUGCAUCACAAGUCGGUGUCGGUUGUCGGUGUGUUGACGGAAGAGUCCGACCCGCUCGUGUCGGUGAUGAAGCUCGACAAAGCGCCCACGGAGUCGUACGCGGAUAUCGGUGGUCUGGAGCAACAGAUUCAGGAAGUUCGAGAAUCCGUCGAGCUGCCGCUGCUUCACCCAGAGCUGUACGAGGAGAUGGGUAUCAAGCCGCCCAAGGGUGUCAUUCUCUACGGUGCGCCGGGUACCGGAAAGACGCUACUUGCGAAGGCCGUUGCAAACCAGACCAGUGCCACUUUCCUCCGUAUUGUCGGUAGUGAGCUUAUCCAGAAAUACCUUGGUGAUGGCCCGCGCUUGGUGCGACAGAUUUUCCAGGUUGCUGCGGAGCACGCCCCGUCUAUCGUGUUCAUCGACGAAAUCGAUGCCAUUGGUACGAAGCGUUACGAAUCGCAGUCGGGUGGUGAACGAGAAAUUCAGCGGACCAUGCUUGAAUUGCUGAACCAGCUGGACGGUUUCGAUGACCGUGGUGAUGUCAAGGUCGUCAUGGCCACCAACAAGAUCGAGACCCUGGAUCCUGCCUUGAUCCGUCCUGGUCGUAUUGACCGAAAGAUUCUCUUCGAGAACCCAGACCAAAACACGAAGAAGAAGAUCUUUACGCUGCAUACCUCGAAGAUGUCCCUCGGCGACGAUGUCGACCUCGACGAGUUCAUCAACCAGAAGGACGACCUUUCUGGUGCCGAUAUUCGUGCCAUCUGUACCGAAGCCGGUCUGAUGGCCUUGCGAGAACGCCGUAUGAGGGUCCAGAUGGACGAUUUCCGUGCCGCCAGAGAACGAAUCAUGAAGACGAAGCAGGAUGGUGGUCCUGUCGAGGGACUGUACUUUUUCGACGAGGAAGCGUUCAAGAAAUUCUUCCCAACUAGCUUUGGGAAACAAGGAAAAACUACCAACGUUAACGCUCAGAUAGAUGUGUCGAAGCGGGCAAACAUUUCCGUCAAGCCGGUUGAAGGUGAACAACCAGGCCUAGUCGGAGACGCUGAGACGGACACCAAAUCUGACGCAGAACUGAAGAAAGACAUUGACAACGAUGAUAGCGACGACGAUGAUUCAGAUGACUCCGACGACGAUUCCGAUGACGAGGACGAGUUCCCCGUCUCCCACGAGCUGCUUCUCAAAACCCAUGACCGAGCCGUGACAACGUUGACGGCCGACCCGUCCGGGUCGCGACUGAUAACAGGCUCGACCGACUGCUCUGUGAAACUCCAUGACUUUGCGUCCAUGACGCCGUCGACGGUGCGCGCCUUCAAAUCCGUCGACCCCUCCGAGAAAAAGAACUCCGCCGCCCAGGAAGCGCACGCCGUGCAUUAUGCCGCCUUCAAUCCUCUGUCGCCGAGCUACGUUCUGGUCGUUACCGCGACGCCGCAGCCCCGAAUCUUGAAUCGCGAUGGAGAAGUGGUCACCGAGUUUGUCAAGGGAGAUAUGUAUCUGAGGGAUCUACACCAUACCAAGGGCCAUGUUUCGGAGGUGUCCAGUGGAGCGUGGUCGCCUACGGACGAAAACCUGUGCGUCACCGCGGGAUCGGACAGCACGGUCCGCAUAUGGGACGCCAACGUCGGCCGGUCCCAGAAGGAGGUCAUUGUUCAUAAAUCGAGGGUCGCUGGAUCCGCUGGUCGGAGCAAGAUGACCGCCGUUUCAUGGGGCUCGCCGAAGCAAGGAGGUCCUAACGUGCUCGUUGCCGCUGCCCUGGAUGGUAGCUUGGUGAUGUGGGGUGGAGAUGGACCGUUUACGCGGCCUAGCGGUGAGAUUCGGGAUGCGCAUACUCGGGAUACGUGGACGAGUGGCAUCGACAUCAGCGUCGACGGGCGACUUGUGAUCACCAAGGGCGGCGACGACACCAUCAAACUCUGGGAUACAAGGAAGUUCAAGCAGCCCAUCACGACUGUCGCGCAUCCUUCCAGUUCGUUCCGAUACCCCACGUCUAAUAUCGUCUUCUCGCCUACGUCUGCGAACGUCCUCACAGGGUCGGAAACCGGCCACCUGCAUAUCUUGAACCCGGCUACGUUGAAACCGGAGCUGGUCACGCCAGUCACCCCUGGGUCGCCUCUGAUCACCGUUCAGUGGCAUGAGAAGCUCAACCAGAUCAUGACCGGCUCUGCCAAUGCGGAAACCCAUGUACUCUACAACCCCAACACCUCCACCAAAGGUGCCGCCAUGGUCAUGUCCAAGGCACCCAAGCGCCGUCAUAUCGACGACGACCCGAACCUCACCAUGGAUCUCACUCAAGGGCUGUCGGGAGAUUCUAUCGUCACCGGAUCGAAUGGCAUACCACAUUAUAGCUCGUCUACUCGGGCCUCGCGACACCCGAAUGUUGGCAUGACACACUCUGGUCGGCCCAAGGAUCCCCGACGACCCCAUCUGCCGGCCCAAACGCCAUUUGCGAAGUCGCAGCCGGAUGAGAGGCAUAUCCGGGAGAACAUUCCACUUAGUUCCAUGCGUGACGAAGAUCCGCGAGAAGCUCUGUUGAAAUAUGCAGACAAAGCCGAAAAGGACCCGGUCUUCACCAAGGCGUGGAAGGAGACACAGCCGAAGACGAUCUAUCGGGAACUCAGCGACGAUGAGGAGGAACCGGAGAAGAAGAAAGCGAGGCGGUAA
Aspergillus affinis is the source of this 3219-nucleotide messenger RNA. Its product is annotated as 26S protease regulatory subunit 4. The transcript has 4 exons. Gene Ontology annotation, biological process: proteasome-mediated ubiquitin-dependent protein catabolic process. The coding region runs from base 1 to 3219 and encodes 1072 amino acids. Gene Ontology annotation, cellular component: proteasome regulatory particle, base subcomplex. NCBI's taxonomy places the organism in Eukaryota, Fungi, Ascomycota, Eurotiomycetes, Eurotiales, Aspergillaceae. The record is from RefSeq and is a predicted model, not a curated record. Gene Ontology annotation, molecular function: protein binding; ATP hydrolysis activity; ATP binding.